This is a messenger RNA of Delphinapterus leucas (beluga whale), 1900 nucleotides long. RefSeq names its product MAF1 negative regulator of RNA polymerase III (gene MAF1). Gene Ontology annotation, biological process: negative regulation of transcription by RNA polymerase III. Gene Ontology annotation, molecular function: RNA polymerase III core binding. Gene Ontology annotation, cellular component: nucleus. NCBI's taxonomy places the organism in Eukaryota, Metazoa, Chordata, Mammalia, Artiodactyla, Monodontidae. The record is from RefSeq and is a predicted model, not a curated record.
UCUGUGGCGGUCGGCGGGCAGGUCGGUCGCGAUAGUCGGGCGCCGUGCACGGGCGAGGCUAUGUCGCGGUGGCAGAUCGGAUGGGCCGGCGGGGCCGGGAGUAACGGGACGUCGCUGCGGAGCUUCUUUCCCCGGAUACAGUGCGGCCCGAGCGGAGGCCGCGGCGCCGCACUCCGGUCCUGAGGCGUCCGCGCUACCCGGGGCCCGCACCGCCUUCUCACCCGCACCGACGCCAAUCGACCUGACCCUGCCUGGUCCGGUCCGGCCCGAUUGAGCGCAGAGUAAGCAGGUAGGGGUACGCCCUGUGCCCGGCGCCGACUCGGGCCCUCCAGAACUACAGCCCCCAGCAGGCUUCGCGCUGGAGCGCACGCGCGCCUCCCGAGGCGCACGGCUUCCUGGGACUUGUAGUUCGCGCGGCUUGGCUGGGGUUCCCCUUAGACCCGGCAGACGCUGCAGCGCCCUAGCUGCCCGGCUGACAGGCCCUUCGGGGGCCGCGGGGCCUCCCUCCGCUCCCUGUCGUACUUUCGGAGAAAAACGGAGGAGCUCACUAGAAAGCAGCCUGCAGAACAGGAAAGAGCGCCGCGUCCAGGUAGCCGUAGCCCUUCGGAGCACAGGACCUCCUCCCCGGGGACAUGAAGCUGUUGGAGAACUCCAGCUUCGAGGCCAUCAACUCGCAGCUGACCGUGGAGACAGGAGAUGCCCACAUCAUUGGCAGGAUUGAGAGCUACUCGUGUAAGAUGGCGGGCGACGACAAGCACAUGUUCAAGCAGUUCUGCCAGGAGGGCCAGCCACAUGUGCUGGAGGCACUGUCCCCACCCCAGACCUCGGGCCUCAGCCCCAGCAGACUGAGUAAGAGCCAGGGUGGCGAGGAUGAGGGCCCCCUCAGCGACAAGUGCAGCCGCAAGACCCUCUUCUACCUGAUCGCCACGCUCAACGAGUCCUUCCGGCCGGACUACGACUUCAGCAGAGCCCGGAGCCACGAGUUCAGCCGGGAGCCCAGCCUCAGCUGGGUGGUGAACGCAGUCAACUGCAGCCUGUUCUCCGCUGUCCGCGAGGACUUCAAGGCCCUGAAGCCGCAGCUGUGGAACGCGGUGGAUGAGGAGAUCUGCUUGGCUGAGUGCGACAUCUACAGCUACAACCCAGACCUGGACUCAGAUCCCUUCGGGGAAGAUGGCAGCCUCUGGUCCUUCAACUACUUCUUCUACAACAAGCGGCUGAAACGGAUCGUGUUCUUCAGCUGCCGCUCUAUCAGUGGAUCCACCUACACUCCGUCGGAGGCAGGCAAUGAGCUGGACAUGGAGCUCGGGGGAGAGGAGGAGGAGGAGGAGAGUGGAGGUGGAGGCCGUGAGGGCGGCCACGAGGAGACCAGCACCAUGGAAGAGGACAGGGUCCCGGUGAUCUGUAUGUGAAGAGGAGGAACAGAGGCCCUCGCUUCACCCAGCUUCAAACAGUGCCUGGACCUGCCCACCUGAGGGGCCCCAGGGCCUCCACAGCUGCUGGCCAGAUCCUGGCGCUGCCACAGCACCAGCGCCACUCCAGGCCACACCUGCCUAGCCCUUUGGCUGUAGCCUGUGGAUGUCCCCUCAGCCCCACAGGCUCCCGCUGCCCACGCUGUGGCUGGACUGGACAGCAACGGCACAGGGCCUGGUGGGAAGAGCCACUGCCCCGCCCAAACGAACUGACACGGGCAGGGACAGCUGGACCACAGAGUUUAUUUUUGUAUUUUGUGCAGGGUCAGGCCCGGACCUGCACACUCCAGCCCAAAGGGCCGGAGACCCAGCAGGCGGUCCCCAGGGGUCAUCCGCCCGCUUGUACUCCCCACCUUGCCCAUCGGGCAGCGUGCACUGAGUGUCACUUUGCUGCAGCUGGUUUGCUUCCAAUAAAAGUUUCUGUGACUCAG